UCUCAGUGUUAGACAGGAUCCACAUCUGAUCAGAGUCGCCGGCUUGUUCGUAGGACUCGGAUCUUGUGGGAUACACGCUGAUUUCCCAUACUCGCUAAGAGAUCCGGAUAUCUGUGCUUACUUCAGGGGGGUGGGGGGGCCUGCUGGGUUUUAGACUGAGCCUGAAUCAUGAUGGAAUGGUUGAAGUCACCGUGCAAACAUCUGCUGUCGUUGAAAAUCAGGGCGUACGUGAAGGACUACUGCAAGAGGAAUGGUCUGCUGACACUGUCGGUCUUCGCCGUGGUGACUGGCUGUGUGCUGGGGUUUUUACUCCGAUCACUCAAUCUCUCCACACAGGCUAAGAUCUACUUCUCCUUCCCUGGAGAGCUGCUGAUGAGGAUGUUAAAGAUGUUGAUUCUGCCACUCAUCACCUCCAGUCUUAUGUCUGGCCUGUCCGCUAUGGACACGAAGGCAAGCGGCCGGCUGGGAGUCCUGACCAUCACCUACUACCUGUGGACCACCUUCAUCGCCGUCAUCGUCGGCAUCGUGCUGGUGCUCAUCAUUCACCCGGGGACGGGCUCAGAGAAAGACGGUCACCAUGCCAGUUCUGGGCCUGUUAUGACCUCCGCUGAUGCUCUGCUAGACCUCAUCAGAAACAUGAUCCCAUCAAAUCUAAUUGAAGCCACUUUUCAGCAGUACCGGACAGACCUGGUACCGAUUGUGCAGAGCGACAACGUAAAAGAGUCGCAGGCCAACUAUGUGUACGUCAUGCCCGACUACCACAACCCUCGCCUGGGCCACCCAGUGUUCCUGGAGAUCACCCCUGCACCCGACAUCAAGUAUAAAAUCGUCCCCAGCACGAGCAAAGGCAUGAACGUACUGGGCAUCGUCAUCUUCUCGGCCACCAUGGGCCUGCUGCUGGGGAAGAUGGGAGAACGUGGAGCUCCUUUGGUCAACGUGUGUCAGUGCAUCAACGAGUGCGUCAUGAAGAUCAUCAAUGCUGCGAUGUGGUACUUUCCCUUUGGCAUCGUGUUCCUGGUGGCUGGGAAGAUCCUGGACAUGCAUGACCCGGCCCAUCUGGGGGAGAAGCUGGGGAUGUACUUCAUCACUGUGCUGUCGGGGCUGUUUGUUCACGGCCUCAUCCUGCUGCCUCUUUUCUACUUCAUCUUCACUCGCAAAAACCCCUUCCCCUAUAUCAGAGGGCUGCUGCAGGCUCUUGUCAUUGCACUGGCUACUUCUUCUAGCUCAGCCACACUGCCCAUCACCAUGAAAUGUCUCCUGGAGAACUGUGGAGUCAAUCGGCAGAUUGCUCGAUUCGUGCUGCCAGUGGGAGCGACCAUCAACAUGGACGGGACAGCCCUGUACGAGGCCGUGGCGGCCAUCUUUAUCGCUCAGGUCAACGAGUACGACUUGGACUUCGGCCAGCUGGUCACUAUCAGCAUAACAGCAACAGCAGCCAGCAUCGGGGCAGCUGGGAUUCCUCAAGCAGGUUUGGUUACCAUGGUGAUUGUCCUCACCUCUGUGGGGUUACCGCCUGCUGACAUCUCCCUGAUUGUUGCCAUCGACUGGGUUCUUGAUCGCUUCCGGACCAUGAUCAAUGUUCUCGGUGACGCCUUAGCUGCUGGGAUUAUGGCUCAUUUAUGCAAAAAAGACUUUGAGAAAGCAACCACUACCACGACCACUGCUGCUACUACUCCUUUAGCCAAUAAUGGAGGAGGCCCCCAAAGGAGAGACACAGUAAUCUCCUUUGGCAAUCAGAGCGUGGCGCUCUCAGACGCCCCUCUGAUCGCUCAUCGCUGCGAUUACGUGUUCGAGGUGGAAGGAGACAACGUGCUGGAGAAACCUGUGCCCUGCUACAACCUCUGCCAAGUCUGAGAUUCCAUUACAUGCUGGACAUUAAGGGAUGCUGCCUUCUACCGCACAUUGACUCACCUCCAAAGGCACAACCUGAGGCUCUGAAAGUUCAGCUGGGCUCAUGUAUGGUUUCUGCCUGAAGAAAGAGUAAAUUGUGGUGUCAGGGUCGAGCAGCUCACAUGUAUUUUGCCUGUGCCAUGCAGAAAACAGAAACCUACUUGAUACUGUAUGUCUCCACUCAGUUUUGACUGGAUGACGGUGGAUGUAAUGAAAUGCAGUGAGUUUCACAAGUAACCUAAAUCUUUAAGCACACGUUAGUGUCUCAUUGCACGUGCACACUUGGUGAUGUGUUGCAGCAACAUGCAUUAGAUGGAGAUUAGUGUUUAAUGGUCCUAAUGAAGUUUGCUGGCAGGUUUGACCUCAGUCAAGGUUUUAAAUUGCCUUAACAUGAUCUCAGUUUUGACAAUAAUGCUGAGAAAAUGAAAGACUUGAAAGACAGACAAGGAGUAGAAGAAUAGUAGCUUCAUGUUAGACAAGGUUUCUAUGGAUAUAUAUUAAGGUGACAUUAACAAAAAAACACACUGACAUACUCCAAUCAUACAAUCCCAUUAAGAUGAUCAUUCAUGUUUUUAUACCUACGCUUUUAAUUUUGUGUUGAUGUUUUGUAAUAAAAAUCUGCUUCACUACA
Amphiprion ocellaris (clown anemonefish) is the source of this 2521-nucleotide messenger RNA. RefSeq names its product solute carrier family 1 member 8b (gene slc1a8b). Gene Ontology annotation, molecular function: glutamate:sodium symporter activity; neutral L-amino acid transmembrane transporter activity; L-glutamate transmembrane transporter activity. The transcript is spliced from 11 exons. Bases 169 to 1854 code for a protein of 561 amino acids. Gene Ontology annotation, cellular component: plasma membrane. Gene Ontology annotation, biological process: L-glutamate transmembrane transport. Lineage: Eukaryota; Metazoa; Chordata; Actinopteri; Pomacentridae. The record is from RefSeq and is a predicted model, not a curated record.